Populus trichocarpa (black cottonwood) is the source of this 1810-nucleotide messenger RNA. Its product is annotated as E3 ubiquitin-protein ligase ATL4. Bases 511 to 1566 code for a protein of 351 amino acids. The record is from RefSeq and is a predicted model, not a curated record. The transcript has a single exon. NCBI's taxonomy places the organism in Eukaryota, Viridiplantae, Streptophyta, Magnoliopsida, Malpighiales, Salicaceae.
GUUUGAUCGGAUUGGAAUCUGAUUGCCCACUCAACAAACCUUAAUUUGCAUGCUUCUUCUUUUCUUUUCUUUUCUUAUAAAAACAAUACUAUUUAUAAUAUUAUAUGGUCAGAUUUCUAAGUUGGGAAAGAACAUUAUCUUAUUUAAUACUCAUCACUUACUUACUUGGAAGUAGGAGUUUUGUAAUGGAUAGAGCCCUCUUUUUUCUUACAUUUAUCACGGAGGGCAGAGCUGGACGACACAGCCCCCCCGCCUCCUCUUUAAGAACUGCGAGCAUUUAUUUACUCAAGAGAUUUCCAUUCAAUGACUCGGCAGGGGAAACCCAUGCCAUAAACCACCACCACCACCACCACCACCACUCCACUCCCCUAGCUCUUUUUAUUGUUUUUGUUCCUAUCCACCACCACCACCUACCAUCUCGCGUGCAUAUUACUAUCUUAUACACACCCGCACUUGUAAAAACCAAACCCGCCCAUUUUAUCAGCCUCAUAUCUCUCUAAAAACUAUAAAAUGUCCGCUCCUCCAUAUUCGUUUAUCCCUCUAAACAACACCGACGAGGCCAGCGAUACAAGCGGAGGCACCAAGUCGCCCUUUCAGAACCUAAACUCAAGCAUUUUGAUCAUCAUUUUAAUCCUCUCCGUAACUCUGUUAGUCUCUGUUUCUCUUUGUUUCCUUCUCCGUAUCUUAAGCCGCCGUUCCCUCCGCCACCUUUCUCCCUCUAGAACCACCGCCAUAGCUACCACAAUAACAACCUUAUCCUCUAACCGCCUCUCCAGUAACAACAACCAUCGUGUUUCACCGGAAGAUUUAGAGUCUUCCGUUUCUGACUCACUCCCUCUCUUCUCUUUCUCCUCCAUCAAACACAGACCAUCCUCUUCCCCUGAAAUCUCCAGCGGCGAUUGCGCGGUUUGUUUAUCGACGUUCGAACCAGAGGAUAUCCUGCGAUUGCUUCCGCUCUGCUGUCAUGCUUUCCAUGCACAUUGCAUUGAAACAUGGCUCAAUUCUAACCAAUCGUGUCCUCUUUGCCGGUCUCGUAUUCAUUUUUCGGAAUCAGAGCUCGCCAAAGCUCUCUUUGAAGGUGACGCUCGUGGUGGUGAUAGCUUCCGCCUUGAGAUUGGCUCUAUUAGCCGUCGAGAACAUACUGCUCCUAACCCCGCGUCCUCUCUCUCUACAGCCACAGCCUCCGCCGGUGCAGACGAGGAUCGGAGCUCGUACUCGGUUGGUUCGUUUGAUUAUGUCGUGGAGGAGGAAUCGGAGGUUACUAUCAGUCAAUCGCACAGAAGGAGUAUGUCGAAGGAGAGUGGUCGCGGGGGUGGUCUGACAUUGUCCGAGGAGCCGAUUCUGGCAGCAGAAGUGGCUUCGGCGAGAGGAAGUUUGUUAAGAGAAUAUGUUGAUAGGCUGUCUGCUUCUCUCUCUUCACGUACGACAUCUUUUAGAGGUUCUGGAAGGUUAUUUACCGGUAGCAGUGGCCGGAGCGAGAUUGCCGGUGGCGGAGAUUAUGGUUUGGGGGCGAGUCGUGCUGGAGAAGAAAUUAGUGAGCUGUUUCGUUGGUUUUCAGGGGUAUGAUUCGUGAAUAGAUAAGCUGUUCAUGGGCAGUUAUGGAAUUCAAAAGUUCGUGCACUUUUCCUGGCCCGGUCCGUUGAUUUGCCAUGUUCACACUAUAAGGUGCCAAGUGACACGAAAGGCUGAGAGAUGGAUAAAGAAAAAGAGAGGGUGGAAACUGUAGAAUCAACGGUACCUUCCUCUUGUCUUCAAACCUUUUCUUGCAGAUAAAGACUAAAGUAUUAAGAAAAUGACAGUCUUGGAGGCA